Suillus fuscotomentosus is the source of this 813-nucleotide messenger RNA. RefSeq names its product NAD(P)-binding protein. The transcript has 6 exons. NCBI's taxonomy places the organism in Eukaryota, Fungi, Basidiomycota, Agaricomycetes, Boletales, Suillaceae. The record is from RefSeq and is a predicted model, not a curated record. The coding region runs from base 1 to 813 and encodes 270 amino acids.
AUGUCUCCCUACACCUCCUUCGCAGUUGCAGGCGCAGGCCCCACAAUCGGUGGCCGUAUCGUGAAGGCUUUGGUUGAGCAAGGCGCUUCAGUAGUUGCUCUUCUUCGACCGUCGAGUGCAUCGAUAUCGAGCCCACUUCUCGAGGGCGCUAAGAUUGCCACGGCUGACUAUGCUGACGUCAAAGCAGUCGCCUCCAUUCUCCGCGAGAAUAAAACGCAGGUCGUCAUUUCUGCAUUGGCAUAUGGCGCGUUGUCUUCGCAGUCUACUCUCGCAGAUGCUGCCAAGGAAGCCGGUGUCAAACUUUUUGUUCCAUCUGAGUUUGGUAUGCCUACAGAGGGAGGGAAGGCUGCUCACACGGUCACCAAAUCACAAUUUGCUGACUAUUUGAAGUCAUCGGGCAUUCCUUCAUUGCGUAUAUACACCGGGAUGUUCAUGGAGUUCAUUCCACAGUUCACUGGAGUUGAUCUCGGGAAGUUCUUGGUUCUGGGCAAGGGUGAUGCAUCAUUUUCUACCACUGCCUUGGAUGACGUUGCAGGUUUUACCGCUCACGUUCUUACAACACUCCCGCCGGCCAAACUCCAUGAUGCUUCGUUCCGCGUCGAGGGAGAACGCACAUCCUUCAAUAAACAUGUCACCUCCCUUCCCGAAGGAUACGUCAAGCAGACUCUUUUGCAAGGCUUAUUUGAGCAGGGCCGGGGCAGCUCCGGUUGGGACAACUACGCCGACAAGGACGUCCCGGAGAACGCUAAUAGCGGUAAUGCAGCCUGGCCUGGGCACCAAUGGAAGACUGUCAAGGAGGUGUUGGAAUUGUAG